Molecule: messenger RNA, 1072 nt
Organism: Ricinus communis (castor bean)
Lineage: Eukaryota; Viridiplantae; Streptophyta; Magnoliopsida; Malpighiales; Euphorbiaceae
Product: RNA-binding protein 42
Exons: 6
Coding region: 132-848 (238 amino acids)
Molecular function (GO): mRNA binding
Source: RefSeq, a predicted model, not a curated record
AUAAAAUAUCUCUAAACCUCUAGAACUAUCGAUUCCGAAAAAAGAAAAACCAAAAGAAGAAAGUGAAAUAAGAGCAACCUUCAUUUUGAAACCCUAGUUUUGAAUUUGAAUUGAAUUGCAAUAGAAUCUCAAUGUCGAUACCACCAUCAGCCUCUUCAUCGUCGCAAUUCACAUACACAACAACGACAACACCAACACCAAAUAAUUCCAUUUUCCCAUUGCCAUUUCAUCUCCAACAACCCCCGCUCCAACCCUACGCCCCCGUUCAACCCGUUGUCGCACCGGUCUAUAGCGCUCCGGUUGGAUCCGUCUACACUUUACCUCAAUACCAACAGGCGCAACAGUUGUUCCAAAGGGAUGCACAAACAAUUACACCUGAAGCACUUGAAGGUGUGAAAGCUGCACUUGCUAGCAGUGAAAUUGAGCACAAAGCUGAAACCAAAAAGAAAGCUGUUCCUCGAAAAGCUGCUGGCCAGUCUUGGGAGGAUCCUACGCUUGCAGAGUGGCCUGAAAAUGAUUAUCGCCUAUUUUGUGGUGAUCUUGGUAAUGAGGUGAAUGAUGAUGUUCUUUCAAAAGCAUUUUCAAGGUUUCCUUCCUUUAACAUGGCCAGAGUGGUCAGAGAUAAGCGGACUGGCAAAACCAAGGGCUACGGAUUUGUUAGCUUUUGCAACCCUUCCGACCUUGCAGCAGCUCUUAAGGAGAUGAACGGUAAAUAUGUUGGAAAUCGGCCUAUUAAGUUACGCAAGAGCAAUUGGAAGGAAAGAACAGACUAUGAGGCACUAGAAAAACAGAAGAGCCAACAUCAGAAGAAACCGAAGCCUUCUAAAAAGAGUGUAUUGCAUAAGUGACAGAUACAAUGUGGCAUCAAGAUGGACCCAUCAAAUAGCAUAACAUUGGGAUUUUGAUUCGAUCACUCGUACCUCGAUCACUUGUACCUUUCACAUUGAUACCCGGCAGGCAUAUGCAGAACCAUUAUGUGAUAUAAUUUAGAUUAAAAAUCCGAGGAAAUGACAUCUUUUGUAGUUUUCUUGCUUCAAGAUUACAUGGAAAUAACACUUAUUUUGUAUCGAUA